Molecule: messenger RNA, 1994 nt
Organism: Trichobilharzia regenti
Lineage: Eukaryota; Metazoa; Platyhelminthes; Trematoda; Strigeidida; Schistosomatidae
Source: the annotation of a GenBank genome assembly
AAGGUGGAGUUAACAGAGUGGUGAUUCAAAGGUUGCGCUACGGUCACCAACUGGUGGGUAUGUUCUACUAUACGAUAUUAUGCCGUUUACAUUUCAUCUGUGUGAUUCAUUACGCACGCUUCAAAAGUCGUGCACACCUCAAAAACAGCACGUUUUCUCAUGUCUUUGCGAUACCUUAUUUUCAUCUGAAGGUUGAAUGUAUCGUAAAGAAGUGUAUUAACCAUAAUUAAGCAGUAAAACUCAAAUCUGUGUUCCAUGAACUACAAUAACACUUUAACAGUCUUUUCUCUUGUUCAUCAGCUCCCCCCAAAUUUAGAGACUGUCUAAAUUCACUUCGAGUCGAAUACGACUAGUCGUAUUGUAAGCUUACAAUUGUCAACAAUAGAUCUGUUGUUUUAAAAUCUGGUGGUUCUUUCCCAAACUAUCGAAGUACAUUGCAAAUGCUGAAGACUGGAUUAAGUCAACUAAACUAUGCUGUAUCUUCUCGUCUUGUUAAAAGUCGAAAACUAAGCAAAUUUACUCGACUUCCUUUAACAUGGUCUAGUUCAGAAGUUAUAUACAGAGAAAAUCAAGUUCCAAGAAAUACAGAGAUCUUAAUUGUCGGUGGCGGGAUUAUUGGAUGGGCGACAGCUUUUUGGAUUCGUCAAAGCUCAAAACAUUCUGUUACUGUUGUUGAAAAAGAUUCUACGCUCGCUAACUCAGCUACUCUCCUUGGCUUAGGCUCUAUACGACAACAAUUCUCAGAACCAGAGAAUAUACAAAUGUCGCUGUUUUCAAGUCAUUUCCUGAGAAAUUUCAAAGAACACUUAGCAGUUGAAGAUCAUUCAUAUAAUAUAGAUAUUGAUUUCAAUCCACAAGGUUGUUUAAUGUUAGCAGAUGCUAAAAAUGCUGAUUCAAUGAAAGAGAACCACUUAUUACAAUUAGAUUUAGGAGCAAAAGUUGAACUGUUAAGCAAACAAGACAUCUCUACACGUUGGCCUUGGAUAAACACAGAAGAUAUUGAAAUAGGCUGUUAUGGUUAUGAAAAUGAAGGAUGGUUUGAUCCAUCUAAACUGCUUAAAGCAUUGAAAAUAAAAUGUCAUUUUAUGGGAGUAAAUUAUGUGGUCGGUGAAGUUAUCGACUUUGAUGCAAGUCCAUAUACACUGAAAUAUCGUUUCCCUGAUAGACCAUUAAGACCUUCAGUAAUGAGUAGACGUUUAAGUUCUGCUACAAUUUCUCUUCCUGACGGAACAAGAGCAUAUAUUGGUUUUCAUUCAGUUGUUAAUGCAGCAGGUCCAUGGGCAGGGCGUGUUGCUGAAUUAGCUGAAAUUGGCAGUGAACACCUUCCAAUACGAUUACCAGUUGAACCAAGAUAUCGUCAUGUAUUUGUAGUACGACCUAAAAGUGUAUUUAAUCCUGAAGAGAAGAUCUAUCCCCUACCAGGUUUAGAUACACCAUUUAUAAUAGAUCAGAAUCGUUUAUUUAUUGAACGUCGUGAUCUUUCCGGUGAAUUUAUUGUCUAUUCUGAUCAUCCUAAAUUUGAUCCAAUUAUUGAAAAACAACAGAAUGAUUUAAGUUGUAAUUCAUCAGCGAAUAAAGAAUUUUUCCAUGAACAUAUUAAACCGUUACUAUGUAAACGAAUACCAGGAUUUAAAGAUGUUGAGGUCACUUCAAGUUGGACAGCUGUCUGCGAUUAUAAUACAUGGGAUCAAAAUUUAAUUCUAAGCUUUCAUCCAUUUCAUAUUAAUAUGUAUUUAUGCAAUGGUUCGAGUGGUCAUGGAACACAACAUGCCAUAGCGAUUGGUAAAGCAACCACUGAAUUAAUCUUAUUUAGUCGAUUUAAAACAUUAGAUUUAGUACGCUUUUCAUUCGAUCGUUUCUAUUUCAAUGAAGCUGUUAAAGAAAGUAAUUGUUUCUAAAAAAAAUGGAAAGGAAAGAAAACCAAGAAUAACUUUAGUCUUCUUAUUCUAUUUAUUGUAAAUAUUGUGAAAAAUAAUAAUAAAGUUUUCAAAAAC